Messenger RNA from Sinocyclocheilus rhinocerous, 2037 nucleotides. RefSeq names its product myelin-associated glycoprotein-like. Gene Ontology annotation, biological process: cell adhesion. The record is from RefSeq and is a predicted model, not a curated record. Bases 1 to 2037 code for a protein of 678 amino acids. Lineage: Eukaryota; Metazoa; Chordata; Actinopteri; Cypriniformes; Cyprinidae. Gene Ontology annotation, cellular component: plasma membrane. Gene Ontology annotation, molecular function: sialic acid binding. The transcript is spliced from 10 exons.
AUGAGACAUCAAUUCAUAAUCAACUCAGAACAUCACAUUUCACAAUAUUUCAUGGGCAAUGGAAAAUCAAGGCCUCUGAUGACCCAGGACUCAAGACAAAAUAUUAGGAGGAGAAAUAAAAAGCUCACUAAGCAUGACCCAGAGGAUGAGGCGCUGAACUUUGAUGCAGAGAUGGUUUUCUGGAGCUGUUUACUGUCACUCUUUCUCUGGCUCAGAGUGUCACCUACUGCUGUGGAAUGGAGUGCUGAAAUGCCGAAAUCAGUGGUGGGUUUGUCUGGAUCAUGUGUGGUCAUUCCCUGUACUUUCAGCUACCCUGCAAAGGGAAAAACAUACACAGAAUUUACAGGGAUUUGGUACAAAGGAUAUUAUGAAUUUACAGUAUACCAUACAGACACCUCAAAAAUCAGUGACACAUUCAAAGGUCGCAGUAGUCUCACUGGUGAUUUGCGCCAAAACGACUGUUCUUUGAAAAUCAGCUCUCUGAGCAGCAGUGACACUGGACCAUUCAUAUUCCGGAUUGAGAUUAAAGAUCUGGACAAAUUCAGCUUUGGGCAGAAUAAAACUUCUGUAACAGUGAAAGAAACACCAGAGAUUCCUAUCGUCUCUGUGGAAGAGGAAAUGACAUCAGGGAAACCGGUGACUGCUACCUGUGCCGUGUCUCAUUCCUGUCCCUCAGACCUGCCUCGUGUCACCUGGAACCAUGACGGCACACACUCGAGUCUAUCACAGCCGCAAAAUCCCGGUCAAUUGAAGCUUACAUCUUACACCCUGACCUUCACCCCUUCUAGAGAAGACCAUAAUAAACAUCUCAGCUGCUCUGCAGAGUUUGAAGGGAAGACAGUGACAGACUACAGAACACUCAAAGUUAAAUAUCCUCCGUAUGAUGUAAAAGUGGUCUCUAAACCCUCAGUGAAGGAGAAUGACUCUAUUGAACUGACCUGCUCCAGUGACAGCAACCCUCCUGCAAACAGCUACCAUUGGUUCAGCUCAAAUGGGAUGUUGUUAGGAAACAAACAUACUCACAAACUGGAGAGAGUAUCUCGACAUACUGAGGCCAUUUCCUGUACAGCCAUUAACACACUGGGAAAAAACAGUUCUGGUCCACAGAAAAUUAAUGUGCUGUAUCCUCCAUAUAAUGUAAACGUGCUCACUAAACCCUCAGUGAAGGAGAAUGACUCUGUUGAACUGACCUGCUCUAGUAACAGCAACCCUCCUGCAAACAGCUACCAGUGGUUCAGCUCAACUGGAACAACAUUAGCAAAGAGCCCCAUUUACAAACUGGAGAGAGUAUCUCGACAUACUGAGGCCAUUUCUUGUACAGUCAUUAACACAGAGGGAAAAAACAGUUCUGGUUCACAGAAACUUAAUAUACUGUAUCCUCCUGAAAUUAAAAGUGAAUCUUCUUGCCAGACUAUGAUUUUGACAGUCUGUGCCUGUAUUGUGGACUCCAACCCUCCCAGUGAAGUCAAGUGGUUUGGUCCAGAUUCCUCAAAAACCUUCUCCAGCACCAGCAUUAAACAAAAUGAGUCUCUUACCAUAUUCACCCUACAGGGUUGGCCGGGUUUCCCUGAGACUGUCCAGUGCUUUGCCAAUAACAUUCUGGGAAAUUCUUCCAUAAUUUUAGAAGCUCCUCAAAAUGGCAUAAUAAAAUACAUCGUUGGUGCAUCAGCUGUUGUAGUUGUUUUAGUCUGCAUUUUAGUGUAUGUUGUGAGAAAACGCUGUCUGCCCCCCUCCCUGGAUCCCUUCCAGUUUGCAUAUCGGUCCAACUGCUCGACAGAUGACGCCAUCGCCACUACCCUCCACUCAGCACUCACACAUCUGGACAAAAAAGACUCAUAUGUCAGAAUGCUGUUCAUAGACUUCAGUUCAGCAUUCAACACAAUCAUCCCUCAACAGCUCAUUCACAAACUGGUCCAGCUGGGGCUCAACACUUCGCUGUGCAACUGGCUGUUGGACUUCCUGACUGGAAGACCUCAGGCAGUACGGGUCGGCAGUAACACAUCCAGCACCAUCACACUGAACACUGGGGCCCCCUAA